This is a messenger RNA of Trypanosoma brucei brucei TREU927, 1020 nucleotides long. RefSeq lists its product as hypothetical. Lineage: Eukaryota; Euglenozoa; Kinetoplastea; Trypanosomatida; Trypanosomatidae. The coding region runs from base 1 to 1020 and encodes 339 amino acids. Gene Ontology annotation, cellular component: mitochondrial matrix. Gene Ontology annotation, molecular function: protein binding. The record is from RefSeq and is a predicted model, not a curated record. The transcript has a single exon.
AUGGGGUUCAAGUGUCUCCUCUCAUCACGCGCCCUUCUUCAGGUUACCGGGUCUGUUGCUCAUGAAUUCCUGCAGGGCCUCUUCACAAAUGACUUGCGGCAACUCCAGCCCGGUGGCAGCCUGUGGGGAUGUUUUCUUCACCACACGGGUCGCGUUAUGUGCGAUGCCUAUCUUUACCAAUCGACUCGCACGCCCGAAGGACAGGUAACUAUUAUGAUUGAUGUGCAUUGUGGCGUUGCGGACACCCUGUUGGAGCACCUGAAAGAGUACCGGAUGCGCAAGAAGUUAGAAAUACGGAGUGCAGCCGAAGAGUUGGUGGUGGUGGCUGCUGCAACGAUUGGAAAUUCGAUCUCGUCCUGCGGAGACAAUGCUGGAAGUUCCCCAUCAUCAUCGUCGGCAACAUACGGUGGGGACCAGGAACUUAGUGGCCCACAAGGUGUGGAUUCAUUCGAUACCUUGGCGGAGACAUUUACUGACCCACGCAGCUUCGCUCUCCCAGCCACUCUUCGGAAGAUGAUUGUUCCUCGGAAAGGUGCCCCACCCACUCUGGACUCAGAGAAAUUGUACAAGAAAUUUCUGUACGCAGCCGGCGUCGGUGAAGGACCCGAAGUGUUCAGGCCUUCGAAAACACUACCCUUUGAAGCAAACACUGACUUGUUACGAGGCGUCAGUUUUCACAAAGGCUGUUAUAUGGGACAAGAGCUCACUCACCGUACUCAUGUAAUGCUUGUCACACGCAAGCGCACAGUACCACUGUUCCUUCAGGGGGAGCUGUUUGACGGGAAGGGAGGCGAAAAAACACCGCAUGUUGAGGGGACGUUGGUGAUCGGCAACCAGAAGGUUGGUGAGGUUCUCACUGCAUGUGGUAACGUUGGGCUCGGGUUACUGCGUUUGAACCACGUGGACAUCACGACGCGAAGCUUUCCGGGGUUGUCACUGAGCGAUGGCACAACUGUCGAUGCGAGAAUCCCUGAGUGGUGGGACGAAAAGGAGCUACGCAAAGUCCUCACCAAAUCAUGA